UAAUUCAACAUCUGAUAUAUGGAGUUUGCAAACAUGAUUUUUGGAAUGGUUACAGGAGAUUAUUUAUUUGAACUAGACAAGGUAUCAAUUCACUUAUGAAUAAGGAGUUAGAGAAGCAAAGGAUAUAGUAUAAAUGUAGAUAAAAGGAGUAAUGAAGAGAAUUUAACAAUUGCAUUUCUGGAAUCUAGAUAUUCUACUAAUUUUUUAUUAGAUGCCAGAAUAUCUUACGACUACUUAGGGAAAUAUUUAAGAGAGAGCUAUUUUUUAAUUAGAAAGAUGAAUAGUGUUGAAAUUCAAUAUAGAUCAGGGUGUUUAAGUCUUGAAUAUGAGAGAAAGUAUUUCUCCUUCAGAUGGUUCAAAUAGAAAACAGACAAGAAGAUUGGAAAUAAUAAGAUAAGUAAGGAGGAAUACAAGAAAUAAAUUGCUCAUAGGAAGAUCAAUUAAGAGUAAGAAGAAUUAGAUUUAUAAGGGGAUUUAAGAGGAGUAUUGAUUAUAGCAUUUAUCAGUAGACAUCUACUAGAAUCUUAUGAUGGAUCAAAUUCAUAGACUGUUGAAGUAGAAGUUCUAUAGUCAAUUAUUUAAGAAUAUAGGAUUUAUAAUUAUACGAAAGAAAUAAGGGAUGUAUGUUGAUGAUUGUGUGAUAGAUAGAUCAUUCAUUAGGGUAUGGAGAAUGAAUUAAUUUGGAAUAAUUAGAUAGUAUAG
Paramecium primaurelia is the source of this 702-nucleotide messenger RNA. The record is from the annotation of a GenBank genome assembly. NCBI's taxonomy places the organism in Eukaryota, Ciliophora, Oligohymenophorea, Peniculida, Parameciidae.